Messenger RNA from Topomyia yanbarensis, 711 nucleotides. Its product is annotated as serine protease inhibitor dipetalogastin-like. The record is from RefSeq and is a predicted model, not a curated record. The transcript has a single exon. Gene Ontology annotation, molecular function: serine-type endopeptidase inhibitor activity; protein binding. Lineage: Eukaryota; Metazoa; Arthropoda; Insecta; Diptera; Culicidae. The coding region runs from base 1 to 711 and encodes 236 amino acids.
AUGCAUUUGUUUCAAUUACUCGCCAUCGCGGUGUUUUUGGCCUUGGUUGGUCUAUCCCGUGCAACAUAUACGGUAUAUCCGCCGGAAUACGACCUCACGGACGAGCAGGUGAAGACCUUUAUCGGUUGCAUUGCCCAGACCAUGGACGAAAAAGAUCCCAAAAGCCGUUAUGAUCCAGUUUGUGCUACCGAUGGUUUCAGCUACUACAACCAAUACUUGCUCGGAUGCCUGACAGAGCUCGUUCCGUCGGUUCAAUUUUCCUUCUUCGGUCGCUGCCCGAAUGAGCCGAUCUUUAGGCCGAUGGAAUCCAUCCGCGAUUGGUGGCUGAUGCCGGAAGGCAAUCGCAGAAAGUCCCAAUCUUGCAUGAGUCAGUGCGAGAAGUUAUUCAAGCCGGUCUGCGGUACGGACAAGAAAUCCUACAGCAGCGAUUGCGUUCUGGGCUGUGUCACGGAAAUAGCGCCGCACAUUACCAAAUCCUACGAAGGUUUCUGCACGCAGGAUAUGGUGGUCCAACAGAAAUGUCCACCAAUACUGCAACCGUUCUGCGGUACGGAUGGUGUUACGUACCUGAAUCUGUGUCAUCUGCGCUACGCUGCCGCAAUGCUUCCGGGGUUAAAGGAAGCUCACCUGGGCGAUUGCGUGCGACGGUUGGAUGUCAUCCAGAAAGGGUUCGAUCUGCAGACUAAUCUGAAAUCGGAAAAGCACGGUUGA